UCAAGCAUUCGGUCGUCGUUCCUCUUCUCCCGAUCCAUUCGGAUAUAAAUUGUGUUAACCAGAGGCAAGCAAGGUCGGAUCGUCGGGCGACCGGACGGACGGUCGGUCGAUGGGUAUCUGGUGUUGCUUCCAGAAGAAGCAGCAUCAGGAUUGCGGCGGCGGUGGCGCACCGGCUGUCGCUCCAGCAGAGCCGCCGCCGUGUCAUGCUCCGGCGACCGUUAGCCCUACUAAACGGCAGCAACCACGCGAGCAGGACGGCGGCGGCCUCGCCACCCUCGUCAACGAGAUGGUCGCAGAAUCCGUGUCGUACCGGCACAACAAGGGGGUGGCGGACGAGUUCCUGGGGAUGAACAAGGAGGCGGUGACGGCGCGCGCCUUCACCUACGGCGAGCUGCGGGAGGCCACGGGCGGGUUCCGCCCGGAGUCGAUGCUGGGCGAAGGCGGCUUCGGGCCCGUGUACCGCGGCCGCCUCCGCAUCCCCCAUGGCGGCGGCGAGACCAAACCCGUAACCGGGGAGGUGGCGGUGAAGCAGCUGGACCGGAACGGGCUGCAGGGAACCCGGGAGUUCCUGGUGGAGGUUCUCAUGCUCAGCCUCCUCAAGCACCCGCACCUGGUAACCCUAAUCGGCUACUGCACGGACGCCGACCACCGGAUGCUCGUCUACGAGUACAUGCCCCACGGCUGCCUGGAAGACCACCUAUUAGACCUCCCUCCUUCUUCCCCGGGGCUCGACUGGAAGACCCGGAUGCGGAUCGCGCAGGGGGCGGCCCGUGGGCUGGAAUACCUCCACUGCGCGGCGGACCGGCCCGGCCCGCCCGUCAUCUACCGCGACUUCAAGGCCUCCAACAUCCUCCUGGACGGGGCCUUCCAGGCCCGGCUCUCCGACUUCGGGCUCGCCAAGGUCGGGCCCGUGGGCGACAAGACCCACGUCUCCACCCGCGUCAUGGGCACCUACGGCUACUGCGCGCCCGAGUACGCGCUCACGGGGAAGCUCACCACCAUGUCGGACGUGUACAGCUUCGGGGUCGUGUUCCUGGAGAUCAUCACGGGCCGGCGGGUCAUCGACUGCGCCAGGCCGCGCGACGAGCAGAACCUGGUCCAGUGGGCCGGGCCCAGGUUCAAGAACAAGCGCCGGUUCAGGGAGAUGGCCGACCCGCUGCUCCGGGACGCGUAUCCCACCAAGGGGCUCUACCAGGCGCUCGCCAUCGCGGCCAUGUGCCUUCAGGAGGACGCCACCAUGCGGCCCGCCAUCAGCGAUGUUGUCACCGCGCUCGAGUACCUCACCGGGGCUUCUCAGGCUCCGGCUCCUCCGCCACCGCCCGCCGGUGAGGACGACGGCGCAGCUGCCGGCGCCGGCGCAGCGGAAGUAACUAGCGGUAAUUAAUUAAGCGUGGCGAAGCAUUCCAGCCACAGGGACGGACGACAUGCAAUUGAUUAAGAUGCAAUUAACUGGAUGCACGCAUGUUUUCUUCUUCUUCAACUAAUUCUGAGAUGCAAUGCAAUACGCAUGCAUGUUGAUUGCUAGUCCGAUUAUAUAUGCAAAGUAUAGACAGAUAGCUAGAACACUUGGCUUGUUUUGUUUCUGUUCGUCUAAAAACGUGCCUCAAUCCGUUCACAUAUUCCCAUGUCUGCAGUGGAUACGUCGACGUCGUUCUAUGGGAGAAUAAGCCUGCUCGGCUCUUUCCUGCCUCGACCUUCUAUCCAAAGUCCCUAAAACUCACACGAAGAGAUUGGAAAUUUGGUGCAGAGCAGAACUCUGCUGCGUUUUUUCUCGAUCUUUUCUUUGCUUUUUUUUUGCGGGUAGAUCUUUUCUUUGCUUUAAACAUAGACAGACGCCUGCUUUUGUUAGAAAUACCAGUCGCCUGCUUUUGGCCUUUAAAACAGGCGCCUGAUAUUUGUUGAGAAUCAGUCGUCUAGUUUUGUGGCUAAAACCAGUCAAAUCUGGUAUGGCUGGCCGAUUGAGCAAACAAUUAAAAUGUGCUCUCAUCUAGUGCCCAAAAAACCAAGAUGCUUUGGCGGCAAAAACACAGUUCAGGUUUGCUGUGCAAAGGGUUUAGGACAGCCCAAAAAUUUGACAAAGCAAAUACAAACUAAAAAUAGCAUUCAUCGUUGCGUAAUGUAGACAUAGGCAAAACUUAGAUGCUGGCUUCAAUUACAGUAGAAAUUCCCCUCAAGAAAAUAAGAGCUACAUCAGCAUCCAUACACACACAUUAUAGAACCAACAAGCAAAA
Brachypodium distachyon (stiff brome) is the source of this 2231-nucleotide messenger RNA. RefSeq names its product probable serine/threonine-protein kinase PBL23. The coding region runs from base 110 to 1384 and encodes 424 amino acids. The transcript is spliced from 2 exons. NCBI's taxonomy places the organism in Eukaryota, Viridiplantae, Streptophyta, Magnoliopsida, Poales, Poaceae. The record is from RefSeq and is a predicted model, not a curated record. Gene Ontology annotation, biological process: protein phosphorylation. Gene Ontology annotation, molecular function: protein kinase activity; ATP binding.